UGAGACCCCCUCCCUUUUCUUACGAAAUCUGGAGUAUCGUAUUCAAGACACCGGUACAGAGGAAUCCGUAGCCAUUUUGGCUCAGGCAGCCUCGCUUCGAGGAAGCCACCGGGCCCCCGCGAGAGGUUCCUGCGCGCCGCCGGUGCCGGCACGCCGCUGCGAUGGCAGAGGAGGAGGGGCAGGAGAUCAUCUUCACGGAGAACACCGCCCCCGAUCGGGAGAUUUGGGACGAGAAGGGCGGCCUGAUCAAGAAGGGCGCCGCGGAGAUCGCCGAGCGCGACUCGGACCACGUGCCCGAGGUCAAGAUCCUCACGACGAUGGGGAUGUUCGCAGUGCCGGUAACCGCGGAGACCACGGUUGGCGAGAUCAGGCAGAAGGUGCAGGAGUGGAAACCCGAGUACUCCCUCGAGCAGAUCGAGCUCGUCUGCAAGGACAAGGACGCGUGGGGACCACUGUUCAACAAGACAUCGCGUCCGCGCGAUGACGAUGAGACGGUGGAGUCGCUGUGGAGCGACUGGGACAUCCCGCGGCGCAUGAUGCAGGUGGCUUUGUGGAUCAAGGAGAAGAACGAGGAGACGGGCGAGUGGGAGAGCACCUUCUGGAAGAUGCUCGAGGAGUCCAAGUGCGACGAUUGGAGCUUCCAGGGGCACACGAUCUGAGCCCGGGUUUUUCUCAAGAUAAGCGCUUUACGUUGCGCGUCGGCGCGUGAACUGUGAAUAUCCCGAUCGCAUCGUGCAGCCUAGUGUUUGGCCCUUUGAAAA
This is a messenger RNA of Prorocentrum cordatum, 761 nucleotides long. NCBI's taxonomy places the organism in Eukaryota, Dinophyceae, Prorocentrales, Prorocentraceae. The record is from the annotation of a GenBank genome assembly.